ACGGAAUGUCCGCGCCCACCUGAUCCUCUGCACGGAAGAGUUCUUGGCACAUCACUGACAUACCAAUCAACUGUGACAUAUUCGUGUAAAGAAGGAUAUCGAUUAGUAGGACAAGUGCAGCGUAUUUGUCUUGCCGAAGGCAUAUGGGCAGGAGUAGAGCCGAAAUGCGAAGAAAUUCGCUGCCCAAAUUUACCUCCGCUCAGUAACGGAUAUAUCGAAGGAGGCGAGACGUACUAUGGGGCCGUAGCUACGUUCAGGUGCCUUGAAACAAUGUCUCAUGAAGGGGCGACAAUGGCGAAGUGCAUGGAGUCAGGGCAAUGGAGUCAUCCCAUGCCGAAAUGCCUUGGCUCCUGCAAAAUUCCACGCGUGGAAAAUGGUCGCAUCAAAGGCAAAGUGGAAAACCAACUGAUCGCCUCAGGUGCCACAGUGGAAUUGCUUUGUGACCAACGACAUGAGGCCAAUAUGCAAACGCAGAUGCAAUGCCACAACGGAACAUGGAGUCACGUGCCCAUCUGCUCACCGUUGAAUUGCCACGACUGGCCGCCUCGUGUGGCACAUGCUCGGGUGUUGUUCUCGAAAUCGUCCCAUGGAGCAAUCGCCAAGUAUGAAUGCAAUGGAGGCUACUACCCCAAUAAAGAAAAGCAAACCAUCAAAUGCCUGUUCGGUCAGUGGACAAGAGAGGGUGGACCCUCAACGUGGUGUCAUCACCCAUCACGAACGUUUGGAACAUUGGCUGGUGGCCAAAUCUUGCUAGAAGGUCAAAUGGGUGCUUAUGAAUUUGCAAAGUACAUCCAAAAAGUCGACGAGGGUCGGUCGAUUGUCUUCCAAUGUCGAAAAGGCAACUAUUUGAUUGGA
Ostertagia ostertagi is the source of this 855-nucleotide messenger RNA. The record is from the annotation of a GenBank genome assembly. NCBI's taxonomy places the organism in Eukaryota, Metazoa, Nematoda, Chromadorea, Rhabditida, Trichostrongylidae.